AUGGCGGCUUUCUCAUCUGCCUCCGCGACGGCAAUUGCCCUAGCCGCACUGUCUGGAUGUUGUGUACUGGGCCGGUUGUUGACUCGCAUCGCCUUUGUGCAUCAUGUCGGACCGGAGGAUUGUCUAAUUGUGCUUGCCUGGGCGGCCGCGGUGGCAUUGGCGGCGGUCACGCAACAACAGAACCACACCGUCUCCACGACUGGACAGUCCGAUGAGGAGCAAGUCCGUCUGAUCAGUCUGUUAAGACAACUCUGGUCGACGAAUAUCACUUACAACCUGGCCGUCCUGUUGCUCAAGGACUCUUUACUGUUCCAGUACCUUCGUUUCUCGAUCGAUGUUGGCUACCGUCGCGCGUGCUGGGCUUUGGGCUCCAUCAUUACGGGUUACGGACUAUCCGCUUUACUCGUCGGGAUCUUCUCAUGCCAACCCGUUGCCUACAGUUGGAACAGCAAUAUCCACGGAGGCAAAUGUGUCGACUUCCUUGCAUUUUGGCUAUUCAACGCCUCAUUCAAUUCUGCCACCGACAUCAUUGUCUGUGUGUUACCGAUUCCGGUGCUGAAAGCGUUGCAACUGCCUAGACAUCAACUGGGGAUUCUGGCUGGUGUAUUCCUUCUUGGAGCUUUUGUUUGCGUGGCAUCCAUCAUUCGCAUAUUUGCCGUCUACCGAGCGACAGCUCACAACCACACUGAUCCGGCCAUCGCCAUCUGGUCGGCCGUGGAGGUCAACAUUGGAAUCAUCUGCGCCUGUCUACCGUCUCUCCGUCAUCCAAUCACACAAUACUGGCCACGGAUCCAGGCCCGACAUUACCGGCGGACACCUCACGAAUCUUUACCAGACACGGAUGCCAGCAUCAACUUGACCAGACUGAAGUACUCCGGACCGGUCGUGAAAUGUUUAGAGAGAAACUUGUCACGAAGCAGCAGCCUUCAAAGCAAAGGAGAGAGCACAUCUUCGUCUCAACCAACACUAAGCGGUGACAUGGAUGCUACUGCUACUGCUACUGCGUUUGCUUUGGACGAUUCGACACCUUACAGCGCAACUGCGGGCCCCAGUGGCCCAGCAUCAAAUGACAAUUCCUACUCGCAACAUUCGGAGGCUGCUGACCCCUGGAAAUCAAGUUGGCCGAUGAUAUCGACCGUCACGGAAAUCAACGUGUCAGAAGAUGACGGCGAGUCUGGCCAAGAAGACGGCACGACAGAACAUAUCAACCCCUUACCUCUCCCUGCCGUCCCUCUACCAGGCGCACGACCAUUAGGUCCGCGUCCGCCGGCUCUACAAAAGCAACCGAACUCUUCUGGCCCUCCUCCAGCCGUGGCGCCGCCACCACCUGUGGUGUUGAGGAGCCACAAGCUAAGCAAAUCCAAAGGCUUGGGCUCGUCGCGCCCCGUGUUCCCUAUGGCAUGUAUUCCCGAAUCCAGCGGCACCAGUACCCCUGAUAUCGUGGGUGAGGGUGAAGAAGUAGAUGGGGACCAACAUCACGACGGCGGGCACGAGGAUAACCCAAACGACAGGGACCAAGCAGACCACGACCGGCAUCAGCAUGGUGAGGACGACCAUGACCACAUCCAUGACCAUGAGUAUCAACACGAUACCAAUAACCAGAGCCACUACCCCUCUCGAAGAUACAGCCAUCGGCUCACCGAUGAACCGACAAUUGUCAUUCCUCCUCAACAUUCAAUCUCCCAGUCAUAUCCAUACACUCAUCCUCAAUCGCCAGGAUCGCCGAGUUCAACCUAUACCAGCACCUCCAUCACGACCGUCAGCAGUCACAACACCAACAGUGUCACGCCAUGGGCCACGACGGAUUGGGCAAAAGGCUCAGCGACCCGCGCCAGCAAGACAUACAGCUACGAAAUCCUCGGCGGGCCACGAGCUCUGGAAGCGUCGUCGUUGUGGGCUUCUUCGCAACCUUCCGCCGCGGGAUCAAUAGCAACGAUAGCAUCACAUUCGACGAGCGCGAAGUCUCCUUCGUUCUCGACAUCAACGCCGACCGCCAUUCCAGUGGCAGCGGCAAUGACGACGACAACGCCGAUAUCAACGCCAAUAAAGUCGACACCGACACCAACGUCGCCGCUGGCAAAGGUGAUGUCGAGAACAAAGUCAAGAACGAAAUCGAAAUCAUCACCGACCAGUGAAACGACAGCAUCCGCCGCAGUAACUCUCGACUACACCCACGACAAAGACAUCGACACCGGAAAUAAAAACGAUAUCGAAAAUGAAUACCGCAAUGUCAAUGUCAUGCCAUACGCGAACCAUGGCUACGCUCCAGCUUCGCCCGUUCGACCAGGCUCAAAUCAGCCCCAGACCCAGACCCAGAAUCAGACUCAGACUCAAACACAAACACCAUCCCCCUAUUCGAGAUUCGGCCCAAGACCUACCUACCCUCAUACUCAGACCCAGACUCCGACCCAGACACCGGCCAAGACUCAUACUCCGACUCAUACUCCCAUGCCCAAAUCCAAAUCCAAAUCUGGUCCGGGGACACCACACGUCUCCAGACCGGCUCUCGCCCAAACCAGUCCCGGCGCCGGUCUAGGCGUGAACCUGAACCUGGCCCUGAAGCUUGGUCCAUUCCAACCCAAACCCUCCAAUCAAUACCCUCACAUGAGCCCACUUAGAGGUGCAGGUGUAGGUGCGGAUAUGGGUAUGGGUAUGAGUUUAGGUACGGAUACAAGCCCGGACAGCUGCUAUUCAGAGUCAGACACAUAUCCACAAUCAGACGCGAGCUUAGCGAACUCGAACUCGAAAGCCAAUGUCCAAAUGACGGACAAGUACGCGCGCGAACAGAUGCGCCGGGAACAAGAACGUGCCCGGCGAAAACGGCGCGAACGCGAACGGGAACUGGAGAGGAUGCAGGAGCGGGAGAUGCAGAGGACGAAACGGGAGCGUGACUGGGACAGCGGCGAGAGGCCUUUGGGACCGAGAGAGAUGAGAUGA
Molecule: messenger RNA, 2937 nt
Organism: Capronia coronata CBS 617.96
Lineage: Eukaryota; Fungi; Ascomycota; Eurotiomycetes; Chaetothyriales; Herpotrichiellaceae
Exons: 3
Coding region: 1-2937 (978 amino acids)
Source: RefSeq, a predicted model, not a curated record